This is a messenger RNA of Theobroma umbraticum, 1378 nucleotides long. Its product is annotated as (-)-isopiperitenol/(-)-carveol dehydrogenase, mitochondrial-like. The record is from RefSeq and is a predicted model, not a curated record. NCBI's taxonomy places the organism in Eukaryota, Viridiplantae, Streptophyta, Magnoliopsida, Malvales, Malvaceae. Gene Ontology annotation, molecular function: oxidoreductase activity.
AUAUAGCUAUAAACAAAGACAAGUCAAAUCGAUGAAAAUAAAGAAGCACUAUUGUUACAUUCGGCUGAUAUUUUCGUUUAGCUGGUUGCAGGAGAAGACAGAAACCUGAGGCCUAAAGAAUUCCAUAAUCCCUUACACCAUAAUUCGUUAGAAUGAAACUUCCAAUUAUAUACAAGUCAAAAACCAGAACAUGCCCUUUGCUGCUAUUCGACAAACUAAAAGAAAAACACAUACACACACACACCAGAGAGAUUAAAUUAACUUUGCCACCGACAGGGCAGCAUUGGAUACUUUAUAUGCUGACCGUUCUCAUGGUUUAUAACAUAAACUUAUAAGUUGUGAUUAAGGCAAAUCUGCAGGAAGAAUUUGACGCCUAAAAUGGCAGACCGCGAACCAUGCAACAAGAAGCUCGAAGGCAAGGUAGCCAUAAUCACUGGUGGUGCAAGCGGUAUUGGUGAGGCCACAGCGCAGCUCUUCGCUGACCAUGGUGCACGUGCCAUUGUGAUCGCGGACAUCCAAGAUGAGAAGGGUGAAAAACUUGCUGCAUCAAUCGGCCAGAAUCGUUGCGCCUGUACCUACGUUCACUGCGAUGUAACAAAGGAGCAAGAUGUUGAAUCCCUCGUCCAAUCCACAAUCCAACUGUAUGGCAGGCUAGACAUCUUGUUUUGCAAUGCAGGCGUUAUGAGCAAAUCCCAGCAAACAAUCCUCGAUUUGGACUUAUCAUCCUACGAAAAGCUGUUUGCUAUCAACGUAGGUGGGGUGGCAGCUAGUGUCAAGCAUGCAGGGCGGGCCAUGGUGGAGGGGAACACAAAAGGAAGCAUCAUUUGCACAGCAAGUGUUGCUGCUAGAAUUGGGAGUGACACGCAUACAGACUAUGUUAUGUCAAAGAACGCGGUGUUAGCGUUGAUGAGGUGCGCCAGUACCCAGUUGGGUGCGCAUGGAGUACGCGUUAACUGUGUUUCGCCAGGCCCUGUGGCAACACCUUUGCUCUGUGAGGCUUUCCGGAUGGGGGUGGAGGAGGUGGAAACGAGAUUUGCGGGGUCCUAUUGCUUGAUAAAUAAUGGGGUUUUGAAGGUCAAACAUGUGGCUGAUGCUGUGCUGUUUCUUGCUUGUGAGGAGUCUCAGUUUAUUACUGGCCAUAACUUGGCUGUAGAUGGUGGGUUUAGACUUUCCUAACUUAAUUGUAUGGAACAAUUUUUCCUUUUUCCUUUUUUUUUUUUGAAAGUUAACAAAUUUUCCUUUUUCAGGAUAAAUAAAUAGACUGUGUUCAAUUAGCCUUUCAUGUACUUCGAAAAAUAAAAAUGUAAAUAUACUUUACAUAAGAAUUGUGAUCUGUAAUAAUUAUGGAAAUCCUCACUGUAUUAAAUCAUUACUCCUA